UCUUUAGGGACAGCGGGUUUGGGACAGAAGAUUUGAAGGGUCGUCCCAUCCCCGUUGUGCUUCAAGGGCAAAAUUGUCAAUUGGGCGAUGCUUUGAUCUGGCUGGGCGAAAGCUUCUCUAGCAGAGUAUCUCUUUAGAUCGCAACUGCACCUGGAAAAGUCACACUAAUGAGGCAUGGCCAUGGCUGUGGCCUCACCCGUUACCGCCACCGCCUGCAGAAAAAUUCUCCUAACCCACUUUGCAUUUCGCAAGCUCCGCCAGCCGCCUACCACAAGAAGACUUGUUUCUUCAGUUCAGCCACGCCACCACUGCUAUCGUGCAGCAGCUACUGCUUCUUCCGCCGGCGCGGUUGAGCAAGAGGUUCAACUGAUCAGAAGCCCGGAACUCGUGGCACAGGAGUACGCUGACCUUAGUCUCGCCGACAAGUUUUCCGAGGAGUUGGGUCAUGUUCGAAUUCGGCAGCAUGUUAACCCUUUGCGCUCUACUUUCAUGGUGCCUGCUGAAGUGCCUGAUUGGAAUGAGGUAUACAAAGAUCCCACAUUGCCAUUGAUGGUGGAUAUAGGAUGUGGUAGUGGCAGAUUUCUCAUGUGGCUCGCCAAAAGAAAUCCUAGUUCCAAGAAUUAUCUUGGAUUGGAAAUAAGGCGGAAAUUGGCUGAACGAGCAAAUUAUUGGGCAAAUGACCUGGCUCUUAAUAAUGUACAUUUUGUCUUUGCAAAUGUGACAGUGUCAUUCAAACAACUAGUAUCAGCAUACCCUGGGCCGUUGAUGUUGGUAUCAAUCUUGUGCCCUGACCCACAUUUUAAGAAGAAGUAUCAUAAAAGGAGGGUUGUACAGAAGCCUUUGGUGGAGUCCAUUGUGGAUAUUUUAGCACCAGGAGGGCAGGUUUUUAUUCAAUCGGAUGUGCUAGAAUUGGCAAUAGACAUGAGAGAUCAAUUUGAUGCAAAGUCGAAUAAGCUUAUACAUGUUGACAAGAUCGACCCCAAUUUGUCAUGUGACAGUGAGGGAUGGUUGAUAAGUAAUCCAAUGGGUAUAAGAACAGAGAGAGAGAUCCAUGCAGAAUUUGAAGGUGCUAGAAUAUACAGGAGGAUGUAUAAAAAAUGCGUCCAACUUUCUAUGCCAAGUGCCGCAGAUCAGGAAUAACAGUUGGUAAUUUUUUAAGCCCGAAUUUUGGUAUCAGGGCUUCUCUGAGAAUCCUGGCCUGGUACCUGCUGCUUCUAUUUAAUGUGAACAGACUCUCCGGUCUGUUUUGCUGUACCCCUUCGGAGUACUUUCAGUGGACACAGAUCAGCUGCUUGAAAUUGAACGUGAGGCAUUGGACCCCAUUGCAAGAGAAUGUGGCCUAAGUAUAUUCAUCAGCUCCUCUGCGUUGGUUAGCCAUUGCAUCCUUGAGAAGGAAAGAAGCUCGCUUUAGUGCUGCAGUGGUUGCUGGAUCCCUGGUAGCCACUCGCGAGAGUAUGAAGGGGAGCUGUUCCGUCUACACGCAGAUUCACUGGCUUUGGAAGCAGAAGGUUUGCGAGUUUUAAUACCUUUCAAGUCUCAACUCCUUGCAAGGAAUCAAUUAGGCCACUAUAAAUACUUGAAAAAC
Coffea arabica (coffee) is the source of this 1585-nucleotide messenger RNA. RefSeq lists its product as uncharacterized. Gene Ontology annotation, molecular function: tRNA (guanine(46)-N7)-methyltransferase activity. NCBI's taxonomy places the organism in Eukaryota, Viridiplantae, Streptophyta, Magnoliopsida, Gentianales, Rubiaceae. The record is from RefSeq and is a predicted model, not a curated record. Gene Ontology annotation, biological process: tRNA methylation; RNA (guanine-N7)-methylation. Gene Ontology annotation, cellular component: tRNA methyltransferase complex.